AUGGAGAAAAUCACGAUUGUUGGUGGUGAUUCAUUUCUGGUUGACUAUACUCAAGUUGGAUGUCUUGACGAGCCGAGUACAGAAGCUAAAAGUGGCCUCUACUUGAGAGACUUCAAUAAACAAGCGCAAAUUUUGUGUUUUGAUCAGAUUCCUUUUUUGAUCAACGGAAUAACUCUUGAAAAUGAGUAUUGCACAGAGAGUUGGCCAAGCUCAAUUGACGUGAACACUUACUAUUUUGUUUGUCGUUACAAAUUCGAGAAUACAAAAGAGCUGCGUAUUGAGUCGCUUAAUGGCACGGCAACGAAUUGGGGCGUUUCUUUUCGAGUUGGCGAAUGGGUUGAUGCUGAAAAGCGAUUAUUAGUGAUUCCGAUAAACGAGCCAACAACUUCGAUAAGCAUUUUUGUGGCUAUCGAUAUUAUUGUGACUUUUGUGGCAAGCUCUCAUUUGUUCGAAUCCGAUAACGCUUUGAUACCCAUCAAUUACUCGGGAGAAGACGAGGAUAUGAGCUGGUUUUGCUCGGAUUUUCAGCCCGUUAUUACUUGCCGUAUGGAUGCUUUAUUCUCUGUAUUUCAAGGAUCUGAUCCGGGCCACAAUGGAAACGAAUUGUAUUCCUUGUCGGACAAAAAAAGCGGUCAAGGCACUCCAUCCCGUUCCACGGCCACCACGAUUUUCUCCCGGAGUAGCUGCUCAUUUUGUGUCACUGCUGUCAUACAAGAAUUCACUCAAACAAAAGGAUUAGAUUCGUUUGUUUUUGGGGAUCAGCCAACGGUGAUCACUUCUUUUGGAUUUCCUUGGCCCUUCGACGAUUCUAUCAAAUCUCGUGAUUGUUUAAAGCAAACUGCAUUAUUUCACAGUGAAUUCAAAAAGAAUUUUCUUUUUCAUCUAUCCGACUUAUUGGAGGGAGCUCUGAAAAUGGUAAUCUACUCGGAUCAAAAUUGCCUUCAUUUCCUUAGCAACAUCACUUUUAUUCAAUCAUCUGAUCCUCAAAGCUUUCAUGCAAAAUGUUUAAAGUUAGAAUGGUGUCCUCAUGAGACUGUUGCCAGAUCUGGUUUUAAAUUCGAAUUGGGCUUAGGGCCGAUCGUCGAGCCUGAUGAUCUCGAAUGUGGUGAAGUGCUCGAGCUAACGGAGCGUAACCCAGAGGCCACUUUUCAUGGAUUAUACCUUGACAAAGCCGCUCUUUGGUAUUCGAUGUGGAUCUUGCCCAUUUUACAUCGACUUUCAAGAGCCACCACUGGUAAAUUGCACAUUCAGUGGUUAUUCAAACGAGGGUCUCAAUCUGCU
Mesorhabditis belari is the source of this 1281-nucleotide messenger RNA. Lineage: Eukaryota; Metazoa; Nematoda; Chromadorea; Rhabditida; Rhabditidae. The record is from the annotation of a GenBank genome assembly.